Molecule: messenger RNA, 1476 nt
Organism: Adineta steineri
Lineage: Eukaryota; Metazoa; Rotifera; Eurotatoria; Adinetida; Adinetidae
Source: the annotation of a GenBank genome assembly
AUGAACGACGCACAAAAAACUCAAACAACACAGGAAUAUGGUGAUAUUGCUAAUAAUUUACUCGAUGAAGAAAAUAAUGAUGAAGAUUCGAAUAUUUGGGGUCGACUCUUAUCAAUAAAUAAACUUUUUCCAUCAAUGAAUCUAAUUGAAAAUGAAUAUUCAUUAGGUCGUGGUAAAAAAUCUUCAAUAUUUCUUGAUUCAAAAGAAAUCAAAGCAUCAAAAUAUUAUCCAACAUAUUCAUCAACACAUUUUAAAAUAAUUCGUGAUACAAUUAAAAAAUUUGUUUAUUUACAAGAUCUAUCAUCCAAUGGUACAUAUGUUAAUGGAGAAAAAGUUGGUAAAAAUAAACGACAUGUUCUUGAUAAUAAUGCUGAAAUUGCAUUAGCAUCAAAAACAAAUCGUGUCUAUGUUUAUAUUGAUACAAAUGCAAUUGAAGAUUCAACUAUUCCACCUAAUGUACGUGAAAAAUAUAUUAUAUCAAAAGAAAUUGGACGUGGUGCUUAUGGAGAAGUUAAAUUAUGUUUUAUUCGAGGUACAUGUAAUCGAUUUGCAAUGAAAAUAAUUGCAAAAAAGCAUUUUACACUUUUGGGUGCCCAAGCACAUUCUUUCAAUCAACAAAUUCAAUCGGAAUGUUCAAUUUUACAUGGACUUGAUCAUCCAUGUAUUAUUCGUGUUUAUGAUGUUUAUGAUACACCGAAUGCUGUUUAUAUUGUACUUGAAUUAGUUGAAGGUGGUGAAUUAUUUGAUCGUGUUGUAGCAAAUGGUCAAUUUGAUGAAAUAACAAGUAAAUUUCUUUUUCGACAAAUGUGUAUUGGUGUUCAAUAUUUACAUGAUCGUUCUAUAACACAUCGAGAUUUAAAACCAGAAAAUGUUCUUUUAACAUUACCAGAUACAAAUGAAACAUUAGUUAAAAUAACUGAUUUUGGUCUAUCAAGAUUUAUUAAUGAAACAACAUUGAUGAAAACAUUUUGUGGUACACCAAAUUAUUUAGCUCCAGAAGUUUUAUCAACACGUGGUGAAUCGAGUUAUACAAAUAAAGUUGAUGUUUGGAGUUUAGGUGUUAUUUUAUAUAUAUGUUUAGUUGGUUAUCCACCAUUUAGUGAAUCAACUAGUGGAACUCCGCUAAAUGAUCAAAUUGUUCAAGGUCUUUAUACAUUUCCUGAUGAAUUUUGGUCAGAUGUAUCUGAAACAGCGAAAGAUCUUAUUCGUAAAAUGAUGUGUACUGAUCCCGUCAAGCGUUUAACUAUCGCCGAUGUACUUAAACAUCCAUGGUUAGCUGAUGAUCAUGACAAUACAACACGAGUUAAUAAUAUAAUGUAUCCACCAACUAUGAAAACUGCUAAACGCUCUGCAUGUGAUGAUAAUGAAGAUGACAAUGAUAAUAAUCCAGUGACAGAAACUAAAACGACAUCAACAGAUGGAACACCACCUGACACUAAUCAUACAAAUGGAAAACGUAAACGUGUUAAACAUUAA